This is a messenger RNA of Aspergillus saccharolyticus JOP 1030-1, 756 nucleotides long. RefSeq names its product DUF4448 domain-containing protein. Bases 1 to 756 code for a protein of 251 amino acids. The record is from RefSeq and is a predicted model, not a curated record. NCBI's taxonomy places the organism in Eukaryota, Fungi, Ascomycota, Eurotiomycetes, Eurotiales, Aspergillaceae. The transcript has a single exon.
AUGGCAUCAUCCACCGACUUUCCUAUUUGUACUGAUCUCGGUGCCUCUUUUCGGCCAUUUUGUCUUCCAAGGAACGGAACUCAAGUGACAGUGGAUGCUACCUACUACGUGACCUGGAAUGCCGAUUUCUAUCCUUUGAAUGCCACCAUCACCAUUGAACUGAGAUACCUUAAUUCUUCAGAAGGCGAUUCGGCAUACACAUCCGAGAGAAUUGACAACAGCUAUGGUUAUACCCAUAUACAUAUGCGCGAAGAAUGGCUGCAAGGAAAGCAGUGGAAUGCUUUGACGCUCUAUAUCAUCGAGUUAGAUGCCGUGUCAGACAAGCGAGCCAGUGCUCGACAAGGACCAACUAUUUUGCUCCACCUUCGGCCCACGGAGCACCACAAGCCUUCUCCCCAGCUGCCAUUUAACAGACUCGCAUUGUACAUUGGUCUUCCUGUCAGCCUUGGGAUUGUUGUACUUGUGGUUGCCGGUCUGUAUUUUGGAAUGCGAGAGAGUAGACGGAUUGACCUUGCAAAAAUAAAGGUGUCCCGUGGGAAAGGCUAUGGUAUUGCGAAAUCCAAAGAUCAGCGUCUGGGUUCGAAGGUAGACAUUCGCGAAGGAUCAGAAGCGUCCUCGGGAAUUGGAAGAUACACUGAUGACCUUGACACUGGCAUGUCAGAGAUAUUCCAGCCCGAGCAUCAUUGCGAUCUUGAACACAGUGCGAGCUUUACAUUCAGGCGGGACUCAUCCAAGCUGAGGAGCUGGCAAGUUUGA